AUGUCGAACGGCGUCAACGGACAUCAUGGGCCUACAAUAACGACGACGACAAGUCGUCUCUUCCCCCGAGACCAGCCCCCCUCGCUGGAAGAAUUCAAGCGCCUCUGCUCACGCACCGCUUCGGCAGAGACGUAUCCCUUGGCAUCGUCGAUUCAGAAGAACAUCCCCAUUUACGAGAUGUCGAGGUUCGAUGCCAGCGACGACGACACCGCGGCACGGCUGCAGGACGAAUGGUACCACAUCCUCUACGCCGGACCGGGCGUGCUCGUCCUGAAAGGCCUGUACGGCGUCGAGCAGUACGGACCCGUGCUCGACGCCGCGAAUGCCACGUUCCAGCGCAUCAUCGAGCAUGAACGCCAACAGCGGACGAAGCAGAAAGGCGACCACUUCGCGCAGAAGGGCGCCAACGACCGCAUCUGGAACUCGUUCAGCAAGCACGCGCUCACCGACCCGGCGUCGUUCGUCGAAUACUACUCCAACCCGUGGCUGGCCCGCAUGUGCGAGGCCUGGCUGGGCCCCGCGUACCGCAUCACCGCCCAGGUGAACGUCGUCAAGCCCGGCGGCGCGCCGCAGAACAGCCACCGCGACUACCACCUGGGCUUCCAGGAGGCAGAGCGCUGCGCCCAGUACCCGCGGAGCAUCCAGGUCGCGAGCCAGCUGCUGACGCUGCAGGGGGCAGUGGCACACAGCGACAUGCCGAUGGAGAGCGGGCCAACGCGGGUGCUGCCCUUCAGCCAGCUGUACGAGCCCGGGUUCAUCGCCUGGCGCCGGCCCGAGUUCCAGCAGUUCUUCCAGGAGAAGUACGUCGCGCUACCGCUGGAGACGGGCGACGCCAUCUUCUUCAACCCGGCGCUCUUCCACGCGGCGGGCGCCAACCGCACGACGGACCUGCACCGCACAGCCAACCUGCUACAGAUCAGCAGCGCGUUUGGCAAGACGAUGGAAGCGAUCGACACGAUCCCGCUAGUCGAGCGAUGCUGGGAUCUGCUGAAGACGAAGUACGAGCAAGAAGACGGCGGUAGGUUCAGUGCCCGGGUAAUGUCCUUCAUCCAGGCCGUCGCAGAGGGGUAUCCGUUUCCGACGAAUCUGGACAACCGGCCGCCGGCGCCUAGUGGGAUGGCUCCGGAGAGCGAGCAGGAGCUGAUGGUGCGGGGUCUGAGGGAGGGGUGGACUCGCGAGCGGAUUGUGCAGGAGUUGAGGCAGAUGAGAUUGGAUUCGGUGGAUGUUGGGCUGGGGGAGGAGUUUGUCUAG
Messenger RNA from Rasamsonia emersonii CBS 393.64, 1251 nucleotides. Its product is annotated as Phytanoyl-CoA dioxygenase family protein. The transcript has a single exon. The record is from RefSeq and is a predicted model, not a curated record. Gene Ontology annotation, biological process: fatty acid alpha-oxidation. Gene Ontology annotation, molecular function: phytanoyl-CoA dioxygenase activity. Lineage: Eukaryota; Fungi; Ascomycota; Eurotiomycetes; Eurotiales; Trichocomaceae. Bases 1 to 1251 code for a protein of 416 amino acids.